AUGGCCUCAAUCACGAUACGACCAGGCACACCCGCCGACGCAGCCUCGAUUGCAAAAGUGCAUUAUCGCGCGCAGGGGAGGUAUCAUGGGUUUUACGGGGCGUUUUUCGUGAAUAGCCCGAGGGAGAUUUUGAUGCGUGGGACGGAGAGUGCGGUGCGGAAGGGGGGGAAUGUGUUUUUGGUUGCUGUUGAGGGGGGGAGUGGGAGGGUUGUUGGGUUUGUGAGGUAUGUUGUUAGGGGGGAGGGGGAGGAAGAGAAGGGUGUUGAUGGGGUGAAGAGUGAUGAGGAAGAGAGAGUUGAUGCGUCGUCAUUGUUUGCGGUGAAGGAGCAUUUGAAGGGGUUGUGGGAGGAGUUUGAUGGGAAGCAGGUUGCUAUGGAUGAGUGUUAUGAGAGGGCGGCGAAUGGACAAAGACACAUCUAUAUCAACCACCUGAUGAUCGACCCAUCAUAUCAACGCAAGGGCAUCGGCGGACGACUCCUUGCCGCAGUGUUGGAGAGGUGUGAUAAAGAGGGGAUUCCAGCGUUUUUAAUGUCGUCUGCUGAGUCGAGGGGGUUGUACGGCAAGAUGGGGUUUGAGAGUCUGGGGACGUGGAGGGUUGAUAAUGGGGUUUGGGCGGGGAGGAUUGCGGAGGUUGAGAGGGCGUUGGGAUUGAAUGGGAAUGAAGGGCUGAGUGAGGAGUUUAGGGGGGUUGGGGAGGUUGAGGAUGUCAUGGUGAGGUGGGCGAGGUGA
Molecule: messenger RNA, 729 nt
Organism: Trichoderma reesei QM6a
Lineage: Eukaryota; Fungi; Ascomycota; Sordariomycetes; Hypocreales; Hypocreaceae
Exons: 2
Coding region: 1-729 (242 amino acids)
Molecular function (GO): acyltransferase activity, transferring groups other than amino-acyl groups
Source: RefSeq, a predicted model, not a curated record